Molecule: messenger RNA, 426 nt
Organism: Chrysoperla carnea
Lineage: Eukaryota; Metazoa; Arthropoda; Insecta; Neuroptera; Chrysopidae
Exons: 4
Coding region: 16-339 (107 amino acids)
Source: RefSeq, a predicted model, not a curated record
AAUAUAAUUUAAAUAAUGAAGAUGUUUCUAAGCAAUCCAAAUAUAAGUACUGAAGAUUUACAAAUUCAAGUAUUAAUAACGACAAUAGUUCUAGGUGUUCUUGUACUUGUUUUAGCAGUAUUUGUGAUAUUGGCUUAUGUUAUGCUUUUUAAAAUACGAAAAGCCAUCAAUAAAUUGAAUACAGUUGAUCGAAUUAACGAUUUUCGAAUUGAACGAGUAAAAUCUCCAUACUGUUUUCACAAUCCUACCAUUCAACCACAUGAAGAAUUGUCUCGAAGGGGGUUUUAUAUGUAUGAUGGAACCGAUACAUCUACGCUUCAAAAUAAUACUCAGUUUUAGAUUUUAUCACAACAGUAGGAGUAAUACAGAAAAACCAAAACGAUUAACAUCAAAUAGUUUAAAUAAUAAUUUUCGAUUUUAAAGAUA